Messenger RNA from Fusarium keratoplasticum, 951 nucleotides. RefSeq lists its product as uncharacterized. The coding region runs from base 1 to 951 and encodes 316 amino acids. The record is from RefSeq and is a predicted model, not a curated record. The transcript has 2 exons. Lineage: Eukaryota; Fungi; Ascomycota; Sordariomycetes; Hypocreales; Nectriaceae.
AUGACAAAACAACCAUCGCUCGAGAUAGACUCGCGGGUGACGCAGCUCGAUGUAACCACCUUUGCAGCCAAUCUCACCAAGCCAUUCUGCGUCGGGACAGUUCCCAAUGGCGGCUACGUCGCGUCCAUCUUUCUUCGUGUCGCAAGCGCGUAUUUGACGCCGAGGAACCAGCCAGAUCCCUUUGCGGGGCAUUGGCAGUUCCUCAACGCGACGCACGCUGGGCCAGCUGUCCUUGUCGUUGAGGAGGUCAAGACAGGUCGUGCCACGUCUGUGGUUCAUGUUACACUCUAUCAAGAGGGCCUCACUUCUUCCAGCCCGUGGAUUUCUGACAAGUCCAAGAAGAUGGUUGUGGCGUACAUCACCAAUACGAGGCUUGAACUCGAAAAGGGCGUUACCUUACCGACGGGCUUUGAAAUCAAGGACCCCCCUCCGCCUGUGGAGUUGGAGAGGCUCUCAACUGAUGGAGAUCCAAACUGGAAAAAGUUACAGCUCGUCAUCAUGGACUUUUUACGCAUCUUUGACAAUGUGGAGCUCUACACGCCCAAGAAAGAGAGUCCACUCCCGGCUACGUACGACCUGUGGAUGCGCAUGGCCAGCGGUGAGCGCUUCACAACCUCAUCUCUAGGCUACGUCGCCGACGCAGGACCGCCACUCCUCGUCGAGACGUUCCGACCGACGGACCCAGACGCACCAAUCCCAGAGGGAGGAUUCGCGUUUGACAAGAAGUUCUGGUACCCGACAGUCACCAUGAGCCUCGAGGUGAAGAAGGCGCUUCCAGAGGAGGGCGAGGAGUGGCUGAGGAUCCGCGUGGCUGCCAAGGUGGUGCGGAAUGGGAGAUACGACGCCGAGGUGGUCAUCUUUGACAGAGUGGGGGAUGUCGUGGCGCUGAGCAAUCAUGUCGCCUUGGCUGUUGAUGGAGAGCGGAACUUUGGGCGGAGCGGCAAGUUGUAG